GGGGAGGGCGCUGCCCGGCUCCCUCCCACCCUCUCCGGAUAAAUGAGCCGCCGGGAGGCGGCGGGCGGCGCAGGCUGUGGACGAGCGCGGCGCAUCCCUGUCCCGUCCCCAUCCCGUCCCCCGCCGCGCCCAGCGCUCCCUGCCGGCGGGGCCGCCCCGGGCGCUGCCGCGCGUACUCGGCCGCGUCCCCGCGGGGCUGGGCGGGGGGAUCGGGCUUCGCUUCCCUCCCCUGGGAACGCCUGAGGGCGGGGGCGGCCGGGCGGGCAGGGCCAGGGCCGGUGGAGGGGAGGCGGCCGGGACACCCCGGUCCGGCUGAUGCUGGCGCUGCCCCGCGCAGCACCGGGCUCCGGCAGGCUGGUAGCGGCGGUCGGGACGCCGGAGGGGCCCCCCGGGCUCCCUUCCCCUUCCCUCCCUCCGCGGCGGGCGGCGCUGGAGGAUUUUCUCCCGCCGCGGCCCCCUCGCUGUCCCCCAGACAUGGUAGGUCACCUCCAGCUGCAAGGGAUGGACGAGAGCCUGAAGGAGAAGAGCCGGGAAGGCUUGCUGGACAGUCCGGACUCGGGGCUGCCCCCCAGCCCCAGCCCCCCCUUCUACUCCCUGUCGCCCGGUGAGGGCCGAGCAGGGGGCAGCGGCGGUGCGGACCCCCCGGCCCCGGGCCACCGGCGAGAGGCCAAGGACGGCAAAGUGAUGCCUUAUCUGCUCCUGAACCCGUCCAUGCCAGAGAUAAGGCCUCGAAUGUACCCGGUGUUUUUUGGAGAGAGCAUUGAGGUCAACCCUGAGCCUGUGCAGGAAAUCAGGUGCAAUUCCGAGGUGAAGUACGACUCAGAGAAGCACUACCGGGACGACAUCUUCUACGGCCCCAUCCCCACGGUCACCACCUACAGCGAGACCAUCAUCGCCGCUCCCAACUGCACCUGGCGGAACUACAAGUCCCAGCUGAUCUUCGAGCCCCGCCAGAAGCCGGUGAGGUUUCAGAGCACGACCAUCAUUUUCCCUAAGCGUGCCAAGAACAUUUACCGGACCACCCUCAACUACAGCCUGGGCUGUGCCAAGCGCUGGUUCGCUUCCAGCGUGCAGCUGGAACUCUGUGAGGAAACCAACCCGUGCGUCAUGUACAGCGAGACCCUCUGAUCCGCCCCGCCGCUGCACCCGCGCGACCCCCGCCAGGCCACGCGGCUCUGGCUGGGCCUUGCUUGGUGGCAACUGAAUAUUCAUGGCUGGAGAGCAGCUCUCGAGGCUUGCAGGGCACAGGAUGGUUUUGAUCAGUGAGAGGCUGGCUUGUAUUUUGCGACGUUCCUGACAUUCAUGAUCUGGAUUUUAUUUUUGGGGUUGUUUGUUUUUUUUUUUCUCCGAGCGUAUCUAUUUUUGGCUUGUGUUUAGAUGAAAUCAAGAUGACAAAGGACCCUGUUACCCAUUGCAGAGUGAUGCCUUAUGAGCUCUGUAGGUCUUGUCUAGCACAUAGGUGAGAGUCAUUGUAAGCUUCAGAGCUAUUUUGGUCUCUGCAAAGGGAAGACCAACUGCAGAGUCAGCGUCUGUUCGGCCCAGCACACACCAGGCCAGAUCUCUUUGAGAGCUGAAAUACAGAGGAGGUGGUUAUUUGCACCAGUACAUCACAGCUUGCUCCAACAGCUCAUCUGAGUGAGAGCUGCCCGAUUAGAGCACCGCAGUCACCCCCCUUCCUGAGAGGAGUGGAGACUGUCACCCCGAGAAAAAGAGGAUUUAAACAGGUCCCCCAGCUCUUGCUGGCAGCUGGAUGUUUGUGUCCCAUAGCAAAACAACCAGGAGAUGGGAGGAAGGCCUGCUGUGAUGCACAGGCACAUCUUUUGUGAGCCCAGCCAGGAGCAAGCAGGGAGACUGAGGAAAAUGAACAGCUGAAGGGCUGGUUUCUAAAAGUCACUGAGAGAUUUAGGAGCCCAGUGCCCUUCUAUCCAAAGUACUGUCAUACCAAGUGUGCCAUGCUGUUCACUGCCUCCAACACCUAAUUUAAGGGAUCUGUAUGCACUUGCAGCCCUUCUGAGUUUCAGGGUGUGGCUGUAUUGCAGAGAGGAGUGUAGAGCAGAAAGUUCCCUGGUUUCUUUGAAGCAAGGGCAAGGUUAACUCACCCUCUCAAUAGUUUCCAUAUUUGUGGCAUGGGCAGCUUUUCUGCCUGUAGAGGAGCAGCCAGACUUUCUGUGUAGAGCUUGAAGGACUGAAGAGCCCACAUCCAUCUGGGUUUUCCCUACUCAGCCAGGCUGUAGCACUAAAACCAGCUACUUCACAAACAGCUGAACUGUCUCUGCAACAGGACCAAGAAACAGUGAGCAGGAGUCAGUGCAACCAUCCAAAGGUAAAACAUUCCCCACUCAUGAAUCCCAUCUCCUGCUUUAUCUUCACUUUGGUCUCUUGCUGAAAAUCUGCAAGAGCCUGGAUUCCCACAAACAUAUAACUUUUGAAAAUAGCACGGAAUUGUCUCCAAAAAUCUUACCAAGAAUUUUUGCAUGCUGCUCAAACUUAGAAAUAACCACACAGCUCCGGAAAUUAAUUUCCAGCUUUCUCUCUUCUAAACUUUCCAUUUUGUUCCUGACUUGCUGUGAGUCUGAUGGAGUUAUUUCAGAACACAGCUGAGCAGCCAAGUCAGAAAGCCUAUUAACAAUGUCAACAAGACGUAGCUGAUUGCCCAGAACAGUUGACGCACAAACCCGCUGAGAUUUUAAAAAAAAAAGUCUGAGAAACUUGAAAAAAUAAUAAAAUUAGUGACUUAUAAAGAUACUUUUUCCAUCAGUUUCAAAAAGCAGUUGGUAAAUGUGACCAGAACUGUGACCUUUAUGAAACAGAGUUCUCUUGUUUAAAAUGUAGCACAGUUUUUCCACCAGAGGUAAAUAUAAAGUCUUUAAAUACAAACUUCAA
Camarhynchus parvulus is the source of this 2883-nucleotide messenger RNA. Its product is annotated as refilin-A-like. Gene Ontology annotation, cellular component: actin filament bundle. NCBI's taxonomy places the organism in Eukaryota, Metazoa, Chordata, Aves, Passeriformes, Thraupidae. Bases 316 to 1128 code for a protein of 270 amino acids. The transcript is spliced from 3 exons. Gene Ontology annotation, biological process: negative regulation of bone mineralization involved in bone maturation; actin filament bundle organization; skeletal system morphogenesis. The record is from RefSeq and is a predicted model, not a curated record. Gene Ontology annotation, molecular function: filamin binding.